UAUUUUUUUGUCACUUUUUCCAACAUUUUUGACGCUUUGUAAACAUUUGUCACUGUUGGGACGGUUUUGCCGAUUUUUUUUGGGUUGCUACAGCAACAAGCUGAAGCUUGGAGCAGCAGAAGAAGAACAUGCAGACGUCUGAGCGGAGGAGAAACAUCUGAAGACGGGAAGAAACAGGAAGCAGCAGGACUCUGACAUGUCUCCGUCCGUCCUGCUGAGCGGCGGCGUCUUCGUCGUCCUUGUUGUCCUGAUCCUUCCGCCCAGCAGAGGUCAAGGAAGUGAGUGCAGCUGUGACGUCACCAACAGCCGCUGUGACGAGUCGGGAGUCUGCAGAUGUGACCCAGGUUGGGAUGGCGAGCUCUGUGACCGCUGCGUGCUGAUGCCCGGCUGUGUCCACGGCUCGUGUCGGCAGCCGUGGCAGUGUCGCUGUGAGACGGGCUGGGCCGGACGCUUCUGUGACAGAGACCUGUCAGUGUGCUCGCGGCGCCCGUGUCAGAACGGAGCGACCUGCGUGAUGGAGGAUGGCGGCGAGUACGCCUGUUUAUGUCCCCAUGGUUUCCAUGGCAACAACUGUCAGCUGAAGGCCGGACCCUGUCUCCAGGAAAGGUCUCCGUGUAAGAACGGCGGUCUGUGUGAGGACGCUGACGGCUUUGCGGCUGCGUUGACGUGCCGCUGCCUGGCGGGCUUCACGGGCGCACGCUGUGAGACCGACGUGGACGACUGCCUGAUGAAACCGUGCGCUAACGGCGCCACCUGUCUGGACGCCAUCAACCGCUUCUUGUGCGUGUGCCCCGCCGGCUUCACUGGGCGCUUCUGCACCGUCAACGUGGACGACUGCGCCAGCCGGCCGUGUCUGCACGCCGGCCGCUGCCUGGACCGUGCAGGGGGCUUCCACUGCAUCUGCCGGCCCGGCUACGCUGGUACCACCUGCGAGAUGCCGCUCAGGGGCUGGACGCCACUGGGCUGGGACGGAGGCGGGGGAAGUCAAAUGACCACCAGCGGGAAGAGCCAGAGCAGCAGCGGGAACAAUGACGGGAACAGCAGCAGCAAUGGCGGGAACAGCAGUGGCAAGAACAGCAGUGGCGAGAACAGCGGCCGGCCCAGCGACAGGCUGUUGAGGGUGACAGUGAGCGAGCGCGGCGCUGGCAGCGGAGGCGGCCUGUCGCGGCUGCAGCUCACCGUCCUGCUGGUUUUGGCGGGCGUCACGCUGGGCGUUGUGGCGCUGACCGCUGGCAUCGUGCUGCAGCGCUACUGCAGGGACCGUUGUGGCCACGCCCCCUGCUGCUGGACACUGACGUCAUCGUCGUCACGGUGGCAGCGGGGCGAGCCAGAGUGUCAGAUCAGCUUCCUGAACGUGGCGGAACCGGAGAAAAAGAAACUGAACACUGAGGUCGUUUAGAACAGGAAGUGGUCUGCUUCUCCCAGAGUGCAACUGGGGUUAAUAUGCAAAUGAGAUGUGACAUCAUGAACAUUUAUUUUUUAUGAUCUCGCUCCUGUAACUCUCAGAGCGUGAUGCUGAAAGCAACGUUUCUCCUGCAGUAUGGCGCUGAUUCGACCAGACUCCAUCCAGAAAACAAGCGUUUUAAAAGUUGUUUGCCUGUCUCCUUGUAAACAUAACUGACAACAUUUAAUUUCAGACUUUUUACAAAUCGUCAUGAUGGUGUUGUUAUUUCGGCAUACUUUUUAUCAGUUUAAUGAAAUUAAAUCACACGGUAAAGAGCCGACUAGUCUGCUGUCUCUGUCAAGCAGACUGACGGAAAGAGGCCAUAUCUCCCACUGAGGACACUGAGGCAAACAAAAGGGAUUUAACUGCCUAAAAUAAACUUGUACAACGCCAAGAUAUGACUUCCUCACCUGGGGUUAAUAUGCAAAUGAACUGUGACAUCAUGAACAUGUAUAUUUAUAUUUAUUAUAAUUAUAUUUGACCAGACUCCAUCCAGAAAACAAGCGUUUUAAAAGUUGUUUGCCUGUCUCCUUGUAAAUAUACCUGAUGAAGUUUGAAUUCAGACUUUCUUACAGUGCUUCAUCAUGAUGUUGAUAUUUCGGCUUAAUUUUUGUCCAUUUGUUGAAAAUAAAUCCCGGCAGAAUCUGUUUAAUUUAGGUUCAUCCCACUGUAGCCAUCCAUCAGAGCCCUGAACUCCAUUCAGAAAACAAGAGUUUUAAAGGUUUUUUUGCUCGUCGUCUUGCAGACAGACGUGAUAAAGUUUGAAUUCAGACUUUUCACAAAUUGUCAUAAUGAUGUUGUUUAUUCGGCUUACAUUUGAUCCCUUUAUUGAAAUUAAAAAAAUAGCAAAACUGUACUUGAAGUAAUGGCGGUCAUCCUAACGCGUGCCGUCUGCGUUAAUAUGCAAAUGAACUGUGACAUCAUGAACAUGUAUAUUUAUAUUUUUGAUCUCGCUCCUGUUACUCAAUCAACACCAGAAAUUAUCUUUUUUUUAAUUUCAUACAUUCUUCUGCCUACAUUACCCACAAUGCAGCUCUCCCUCUGACUGGUUGGUGUAAAGUAAGUUGUUGAGUUGAUGGAGCAGCUAUGUUAUCAUAGCCCUGACAGAACCAAACUCCAUCCAGAAAACGAGCAUUUUAAGAGUAGUUUGGUUGAGUUCUUGCAGAUUUGAAUCAUAAACACACAAUGAGAUGUACACAACAUUUAGUUUUUGUUCAUUUAAAUGAAUUGUAUUAACUUUAUUGAC
Sander lucioperca (pikeperch) is the source of this 2690-nucleotide messenger RNA. It is a transcript of the gene dlk2, whose product is annotated as delta-like 2 homolog (Drosophila). Gene Ontology annotation, biological process: axon guidance. Bases 197 to 1399 code for a protein of 400 amino acids. The transcript has 6 exons. Gene Ontology annotation, molecular function: calcium ion binding. Lineage: Eukaryota; Metazoa; Chordata; Actinopteri; Perciformes; Percidae. The record is from RefSeq and is a predicted model, not a curated record.